AUGGAGGUGAAGGAUUCGGAGCUUCUGUGGCCACUGUCAUCGGUGUUGGGGGAGCUGCGACUCCUGGGGCUGUGGGUGCCGCCCCCAGGCCACCGACUGCGCCACCGUCUGGCACUCGCCUUCGUCAUGGUUUCACACAUCGCCCUCCUCCUCGGCGCCCUCGCCUGCAUCAUCAUGGACGCACCUAGCGAUCUUCCACAGCUCUCCUUCAUAGCCUACAACUGCCUCACUGACGCUGGUCUCACUUGCAAAAUGUUCUCGUUUUCGCUGGACGGUCAGCGCCUGACGGAGCUGCUGCGUCUGCUGGCGGCGUCUCGCCAACGGUUCCCCGACAAGGCCGGACACCGGGCCCGCUUCCAAGCCACGGCCGUCAAGCUGCACCGCUUUAUGCAGGUGACGUACAGAAUCAACACAGCGUACUGGCUGCUGGCUCCCAUUGUCAGGAACAUAAUGGCUGCAAUAUCCAAGAAUACUUCCUCCAUCAGCAGAGAUAUUCCCGUUCCUAUAUGGCUGCCGUUCGAUGCUCGAGCCUCACCGGUCUAUGAGAUACUGUACAGCCUUGAACUGGCUUUUGGAUUUGCUAUGUCUGAGACUACAGUGCUCAUCGACGGCUCCCUGAUAGCCUUGAUACUGCAAGUGGCCGCCGAACUGGCGGUCCUGAAUGACAAUCUCGCAGCUGGCGUUACUCCAACUCUAAAGCAGUCACCAAGUGGUGUUACCAUCACUGAAAGUAUAGUCCAGGACUCAUAUGUCCAGAAGGACGGGGAUAUAGCGCAAACUCUCAAGAUGCUGAUGGGUUCAUCACUCUAUGCAUACCAGGUCGCACUCUUCUGCCUCCUCGGCCAAAGGAUCAUCAAUCAGAGCGAACGUCUAAUACGGUCGGCCUUCAGCGGUGACUGGCCGGAUGGCGACGUCCGCUGCUGGCGCCUCGUGCACAUGCUCUGCCUCAGCACCUCGAGGGCCCUCAGCCUCAGGAUCUGCGGAAUCUUCAAGCUUUCCAGGAUGACUGUGCUGCAGACACACAUGGGGCAAACUUAUACAAUACAAGAUUUUGAAGGCAGCACAUCAGUAAAACCGGUAGUGGAGCUAACUCGUGUCACUGAAAAUUAA
Molecule: messenger RNA, 1110 nt
Organism: Schistocerca piceifrons (Central American locust)
Lineage: Eukaryota; Metazoa; Arthropoda; Insecta; Orthoptera; Acrididae
Exons: 6
Coding region: 1-1110 (369 amino acids)
Biological process (GO): detection of chemical stimulus involved in sensory perception of smell; sensory perception of smell
Cellular component (GO): plasma membrane
Molecular function (GO): olfactory receptor activity; odorant binding
Source: RefSeq, a predicted model, not a curated record